UGACAGAUAGCAACGAUCUGAUUUGUCGAAGGCCAAUUAAACAUGCAACACUGUUCCCCAUGCCAGUGGUUUACGACUAAGAACUUAUGAAAAUCAACCACCGAAUCGAUUCAACUCUACCGCGCUUAAUUUCAUCUAUAGUUGGUUAAAAAUUCAAGUACUUUUGGUGGAACUGAGGGAAGAGGUUUACGUUUUACAAGCACCCGGACGAUAAAGAGAACUGUCUUUGAAGGAAAGUCCAUUUUUUUUGAUGCGAUAUUAGAAUGUACACGCGAUGAAUGGUUCCUUGUGUUGUACUUCAAACAGCCCCGUCGAGCCCACCCCACUGCGUUGGACCCUUCGGCUGAUUUAUAUCGCCGUUUUUGUCGUUGGAAUCGUUGGAAACCUGGUCGUUUGCAGCGCYGUCGUCCGAAGGAAAAGGAUGCGUACGAGUAACAACUUAUUCACAAUUAACCUGGCUUUCGCGGAUUUGAUAGUUGUUGGGAUCUACGUACCAACGCAAAUGGCUGCUUUUGAAAACGAUCAUAAUUGGCCUUUGGGGAAUUUCGUCUGUCUAGUGGCCUAUAUUACAAUCCCAAUCUGUUUGUCAGCGUCAGUUGGGAGUCUACUWGCAAUUACUUGCGACCGCUACCGGGCCAUAGCUCACCCACUAAGGCCAAGACUUACUUUGAAAAAAGUAAAAAUAAUCAUWUUUGURAUAUGGGUGCUUUCGUUYAUYACAAGCAGUCCACUUCUAUUUGUUGCCGGUACGAGUAGACAUCCUAACGACGGSCAGCUGUAUUGUUCGGAAACAUGGCCCGAAGAUACGCCCUAUGAAAAAACAUACUGGAUCUCAAUAUUCAUCGUCCAGUACGUUAUCCCUUUGGCUUUAAUCGCGGUGUUGUCAAGGGUGACCGCCAAAAAAAUCAAGCAAAACGAUUUCUUUAAGAAAAGACGUUAUUCCCAAGUAGUGACWAACGCCGUCCGACAACGAAUGAAACAGAGCGCGCGCAUUACAAAUAUGCUUGUUGGUUUGGUUGUUUUAUACACUGUUUGUAUGCUACCACAACAUAUCGUUUAUUUCUGGAUGACGUACGGAGAUCUUAACUACUUGAGCUACAAGAUGUACAUCUUUAGACUCGCUAACGUUUUUCCCAUGGCAAAUUGCGCGCUCAAUCCCAUUGUCUAUGGAACGCUUAAUAAAGAGUUCGGUCAGGUGUUCAAAACAUUCUUUGCGCACUUAAAAUGCCAAAGCAAUUCAACGAAUACAAAKAGUACUGGCGAGCAACCGAUGAACAAUCUWAUCGAUAAAAAAUCGGCAAUGUCUUCAUUAAUCGAUAGACAGUCGAAGAGAAUUGAGUUUCAGAGGACSAGGGAUACAUUGUGCUGUGACAUUAACGACGAUYUGCAAGAAGGACAACAGCUCCCCGAGGGUUGAGRGAAGCUCUUGACGAASAAAUA
Exaiptasia diaphana is the source of this 1440-nucleotide messenger RNA. Its product is annotated as neuropeptide FF receptor 1-like. Gene Ontology annotation, molecular function: G protein-coupled receptor activity. The record is from RefSeq and is a predicted model, not a curated record. The transcript has a single exon. Gene Ontology annotation, biological process: G protein-coupled receptor signaling pathway. Gene Ontology annotation, cellular component: membrane. The coding region runs from base 275 to 1417 and encodes 380 amino acids. Lineage: Eukaryota; Metazoa; Cnidaria; Anthozoa; Actiniaria; Aiptasiidae.